AAUGUCAAAAAGAAUAUUUGAUCAGUAUAAGCUAUAUGAAAACUCAAUAACUAAACAUAGUUUACCUCUUAUACCAACAAAAUGGGCGUGGAAAUUAUCACAAAAUAUUGAAAAAGUUGAAGAAUGUUUAACUAUUUGCAAUAUGGAAUAUUUUUGCAAAGCAAUUGAUUAUAAUCCUAACAAUCAAACUUGCAGUCUGAAAAGUGGAUACUAUGGCAAAGAAAUUUCUUUCAGCCACAAUGUCUAUGUUAAAAUUCAAAGAGAAUUAUUUGCUUGUUUAGAAUUACAAUACAGUCUUUAUGAAGAAAGUAGUGUUAAUCAAAGUCUUGAUUUUGUACAUCCAAAGUGGAAUACAAAUACAAAAAUUGUAGAAGAUAUUAAAGUAUGCAUGGAUAUAUGUAACUAUUAUGCAGAAUGCAAGGCUAUUGAUUUUGAACCUCUUUCACUUUAA
Dimorphilus gyrociliatus is the source of this 451-nucleotide messenger RNA. NCBI's taxonomy places the organism in Eukaryota, Metazoa, Annelida, Polychaeta, Dinophilidae. The record is from the annotation of a GenBank genome assembly.